AUGACGAUGUGGGUUUGUGUCUCUGAUAACUUUGAUGUCAAAACAGUUGUUACGAAAAUUUCGGAGUCAUUGACCAAUAUCAAAAUUGAUGAUAAGUUAUCAUUGGAAAACUUGCAAAAUAUGCUUCACAACCAUUUAAGUGGUAAAAAAUACUUAUUAGUCCUAGAUGACAUUUGGAACGAGAGUUACGUAAAAUGGACUCAAUUGAGGACUCAUUUGAUGUGUGGUGCUCAAGACAGUAAGGUUAUAGUGACAACUCGUAAUAAAAUUGUAGCACAAACAAUGGGUGUAAGUGUCCCUUAUACUUUGAAUGGUUUGAAUCCAGAGAGUUCUUGGAGUUUGUUGAAGAACAUCAUUUCAUAUGGGGAUGAAACCAGAAGUGUGAACCAAACUCUGGAAUCAAUUGGUAAAAAGAUAGAAGAGAAGUGCAUUGGUGUUCCACUAGCAAUCAGAACACUAGGAGGCCUAUUACAGGGUAAAACUGAAGCAAAGGAAUGGACUGAUGUCUUACAAUGUGGCCUGUGGAAAUUAUGUGAAGACGAAGAAAGCAUCAUGCCAGUGUUGAAACUGAGUUACCUAAACUUGUCACCUCAACUAAGACAAUGUUUUGCUUACUGCUCUUUAUAUCCCAAGGAUUGGAGAAUAGAGAAGCAUGAGUUGAUUCAACUGUGGGUGGCACAAGGUUACUUUGAAUUUUCAGGUGGAAAGUUUAUGGAAGAUAUUGGUAACAAUUUGUAA
This is a messenger RNA of Medicago truncatula (barrel medic), 738 nucleotides long. RefSeq names its product putative disease resistance protein RGA1. NCBI's taxonomy places the organism in Eukaryota, Viridiplantae, Streptophyta, Magnoliopsida, Fabales, Fabaceae. The record is from RefSeq and is a predicted model, not a curated record. Gene Ontology annotation, biological process: defense response to other organism. Gene Ontology annotation, molecular function: ADP binding. Bases 1 to 738 code for a protein of 245 amino acids. The transcript has a single exon.